This is a messenger RNA of Cetraspora pellucida, 204 nucleotides long. The record is from the annotation of a GenBank genome assembly. NCBI's taxonomy places the organism in Eukaryota, Fungi, Glomeromycota, Glomeromycetes, Diversisporales, Gigasporaceae.
AUGUCGAAAGUCGAAUCUUUUGUGAUAAUCGAUUUUGGACAUGAGAAUGCUAAUUUCUUUGAAAAACCAGAAUUAAUAAGUUGUCAACGUCGUUCCGAAGUUUAUGAAAAAUGCUAUUUUGUGAAGAGAAUUUGGAACAGAGUUUUAAAAGAGGCCACGAAGAGAUCAUAUCCACAAAAAUCAAUGAAGUCUAAAUCUGAUUAA